CCUAGUUGCGAAACUCCACCUGUAUAUGGAACUCAACAACCUUUAAGGAGGGAACACCCAUCAGUGUGUGUGAGGAAGUCCAGAUAUACACAAAUGUGCCGUGGAUUUCUAUUACCUGAGUCAGUGUGGCGUACAGUGAGAACUAUACCGACAUGAGAAGAAGUAAUCCUUGAAUAUUUGUUGUGCUGUUGGAAUAGAUGAAGACAGGGAUUUAUUUUAUGUUCUUCUGCUGCAUAUACCAAAACUUCAGCUAUGGUUGUGAACAGUUUUCAAGGCAACAUGUGACAUUUGAGUCAGUAAACUUUGAAUUCAUUUUGCAAUGGAGCAGAGAGGAUCUGAGAGAAGAUGUAGUAUUCAGUGUCGAAUAUAAGAGGUAUGGAGACAAAGAGUGGUCCAUAAAGAAUGAGUGCCAAAAUAUCAGCAGACCCUUCUGUAAUCUCACAAGUGAAAUAGCUGGGGAUGUAGAGCUAUUGGAGCAUGAAUAUUAUGGACGUGUUAGAGCAUCAUCCAAGAACUGCUUUUCUGACUGGGUCAUGUCAGAAAGGUUGUAUCCAAGAGAGUACACGCAUAUUGGUCAGCCAGAGGUACUAUAUGUUAAGGAUGCCAACUCCAUAACGAUAUUUGUUAACACUCCUUACAUUCCAGUAAAGAAUAAAGAUGGAGAACCACAGACUAUGCAAGAUCUUUAUAUGUUUUUUGAAUACCAUUUAAGCCUAUCGAUUCUGGAGAAACAUGACAUGUGGCAAAAAACACAGACUGACAACAAAUUCAAGGUGACUGGAUUGAAGCCAAAUACAAAAUAUAAUGGAAGUGUCUACAUCUUUAUAGAAAAUACAAGGAAAAGUGACAUACUUAAUUUUGUGGUUCAAACUCUUCCAGACCAUUCCUUAUUCACACUGAUUGUUUGUGGAUUUGCAGUCUUAGUAUUUUUCUUGAUUACACUACUGUUGUACCUCAGUUACGGAUAUGUCAAUCUAAAGGGAACCCAAAUACCAAAAUCAUUGGAACUUUCAAACAAACAAGCUAUUCAUCCAACUAAACCACCGAAGGAUUACCAUCUCUGUAGUCUCUCAUAUGAUGAGCCUCAUCCCAAAGAGUUUCCUGUUGAUAAAAUGGAACCAAAUGAUCGUCAGAAACCGGUGGAAUUUCCCUACAAAGCUCAGUCCAAGACUACAACCAAAAAUCUUGAUUCCAUAGUUCCAAAGACCACAUACUGCCACCAACAAAGUGUUGAUUAUGGAGUGGUUGAAGUGAGGGCAGUUAAUAAAACAAGUGAUUUAGCCAAAACAUGCAUUUCUUCUUCUGAUUGUUCUAAUCAAAUGGACCAGCAUUUCUUGCAGACAUCAAUUACAAAACGUAAUGAUGGAAAUCAAAAGGUGACAGAUAAAUUGACAGAUACUAUAAAGUCUUCGAGUUCCCCACAGAUGCUCUGCUUUGAUGCAAAUGAAGUUAAAAGCAGCAACAAUGAGAUGCCCCUUAUACACACAGUCAUUUUGCAUAAUCUUUUGGACUUAGAAGAACCACAGGAACAAGAAGAGGAUCUAUCACUAUUGUUGUCACAGGGUUCAACCAACCACAAUGAAGCAAGAGAAGCAACAGAGCCUGCCAUUUUGCCCAGGGCUAAUACAUCAUAUGCAUUCCAAUGUCAUCUUAAAAACAUACAGACUGAACUACAGGAAAGGGUAAUUGUUUGCCAGCAACCCUACAGAAUGCAACAUUGCCAUGUUUCCAAAGUUUAGAAAAAUCUAUUUUUUAAUAUACAAGCAAAAUAAAACUAAAAACAUUUUAAAAAACUUUAUCAUACCCAUUAUAUGAUGCAGUGUAUAUAUCGUAGUUCUAAAACAGUUCACCAGAGGAGAACACCAAAGCUGAUUACUCACUAGCAAACUUGUGUUUGUUGGUCGUGUUUGGGCUGCAAUAGUUACAUGAGAACAUUAUUAAUAGGAUUUUAUAGGACUGUCUGCAGAACUUGUAAAGCGACAACAAAUAAAUCCAUAUGAUAUUCCAAUCAGUAAUAUUUUAAGAAGAUCUGUAAAUACGUACAGUAUUUUGGAUAUCUUUUAAAUGUGUAUAUGUUAUUGUUAAUCUAAUUUUAAACACACAUUAUUGUGUGGAGUACACCAUAAAGAAGUUGGUUGUAUACACAAUUCAUACAACAUUUUUGUUCCAUACAGUAUAUGUGGAUAAAUACAAAAUAUCUACUAAUUUUGGUGCCAAACACUAUGAAUAUUUCUUGGCAAAUACUGCUUAAAUGGGUACUGAGAUUCUGUGUGCAAAAAGACUAUUGCUACUAAGUGCCCAUUAACACAUAUAUUGGCAGUUAUUUAUUCUGUUCGCAUGUGAACCGCUCACCCGUAAGUGAUAGUGACCCGGGUGCAUAUACCCCAGGUCCUGCUCCUAAGUUCACAGUGCCUUAAAAAGUAUUACGGGUGAAUCGUCCAAAGCAACUCACCAGAUCCAACGAGAGCCUCGGGUGCAUCACCCCAAGCCCGUAGCUAUAGGCCCUGGGGAUCUGAUGUUUUUAACAAAGUUGGAAUAAAAAUUACUUUUUAACCUA
This is a messenger RNA of Xenopus laevis (African clawed frog), 2557 nucleotides long. RefSeq lists its product as uncharacterized. The record is from RefSeq and is a predicted model, not a curated record. Gene Ontology annotation, cellular component: plasma membrane. Lineage: Eukaryota; Metazoa; Chordata; Amphibia; Anura; Pipidae. Gene Ontology annotation, biological process: cytokine-mediated signaling pathway. The transcript has 7 exons. The coding region runs from base 198 to 1739 and encodes 513 amino acids. Gene Ontology annotation, molecular function: cytokine receptor activity.